GCCUCCAGCCCAGAAGGGCCGCCGCGUGCUCGUGGCGACACCCGCUGCGGCUCCCGUUCCCGUGCACGGCCGCGCUGCUGUGGGGCCUCUUCGUGGCCGCCUGCAGCAAGGCCCCUCGCGCCGCCGCCGCCCCCUCCCUGGCUGGCGCCGCCUCCGCGCGCGGGGCCGCCGAGGCCCCCGCGGUGGUGAUCUCGAGCUGGGUCGUGAUCUCGGUGUACAGCAGAGGCGCGGAGCCCCUCGACAAGAGCGUCCUGCCCGCGCUGACCGCGGGCGUGCGGGGCGCCCUGGCGGACGUCCUGGAGGUCUGCCGCCCCGCGGUCAGCGUGCACAGCAUGCGGUCCAGCGCGUUCGGCGGCGGCGCCAGCGACGUGUCCCUGCUGGCCGCCGGCCAGCGCUGGCCUCGGCGCGCGGCGUCGCUCGCCGACCGCGCGGAGAAGAUCGUGCGCCGGGCGUACGUCCACGAGGCCAUGCACCCCACGACGAGGUUCUCGCAGGUCGAGGUCACGUACGAGGUGCGGAUCGACGACUCGAUCGGCGCGAGCGACGCCGAGGUCGCGCACCGCAUCGACAGCCUGCAGCUGUACAGCAAGUUUGCGGACCUCAACCUGCUGCUGCUCCGCUGGCUGGACGGAACUCCUGCGCCGCAGGGGAUUCUGGAGCUCGGUCUCAGCGACCUGGGCUACGCCAGCAGGCGCAAAGAGGUGCGCCAGGUCUUCUCGGCGGAGCAGACCGCCUCCUGCAUGGAGGAGGGGAUGCUCCGCCGCGCCAAGCAGAACCACCAGUACGUGAUCGUCUCGGCCCUCGCGAUGUCGGUGCUGAUUGCCUGCGUGGGCUCGCUGGUCUUCGCGGUCAAGGUCCCCUCGCACAUUCCGAGCAUGAUGAACCCGCUCUCGCCCCCACCAGACCAGUGA
Messenger RNA from Prorocentrum cordatum, 911 nucleotides. Lineage: Eukaryota; Dinophyceae; Prorocentrales; Prorocentraceae. The record is from the annotation of a GenBank genome assembly.